Molecule: messenger RNA, 4161 nt
Organism: Diabrotica balteata
Lineage: Eukaryota; Metazoa; Arthropoda; Insecta; Coleoptera; Chrysomelidae
Source: the annotation of a GenBank genome assembly
AUGGUUUGGUUUUCGAUUUCUAAUACAGUAACAUUACUUAAAAAGAGACUUAAUUUAACAAGAAACUCUAAAUCAAAGAUGCAUGGAGAUGACGAAACUAAGAGGGAAAGACCGCCGUGUCCUAGAGAAAAAGCGAAUUUCUUAUCAGUGAUAACCUUCUUCUACUCUUUAAAAGUUUUCCACAGAGGCAGAAAGAAGGAAUUUACCGAAGAUGAUCUGACUCAACCUUUGCCUGAACACAAAUCUUCCUAUCUGGGCGAUAGAAUUUCGGAAGUGUGGAGAGAAGAAUACGACAAAGCCAUUGAACAAAAAAGGAGACCAAGAAUGGGACGAGUGAUUUUGAAGACAUUUAUUAGGGAAUUUUUGGUGUAUGGGUGUGUGAUAUUUUGCAUGGAAAUACCUAUCAGACUUUUCCAGCCACUUUUUGUUGGACUAUUCAUACGAUAUUUUAAUGCAGCUAACAGGAAUGCCACGGAACCCCCAAGAUACCCUAUGUACUUCAAUAGAGUAUUUUCGUUUUGGGAUCCAAAUCAAGGAAGAAUCACUAGAGAAGAAUCGUUCUUUUUUGCAGCAGGAGUUGGUAUUAUCAAUGCUAUCGUAGUAAUGACGACCCAUCCUUACAUGUUGGCGGUCCUACAUAUAGGAAUGAAAGUGAGAGUUGCAUGCUGCUCCCUUAUUUAUAGAAAGGUAUUGAGGCUUAAAUUUACCUCUAUAGGUGGCCGUACGGUGGGAAAUGUCGUAAACCUAAUGUCCAACGAUGUAACCAGAUUUGACCUUGCUGCCAUGUUUGUCCAUUAUCUUUGGAUUGCGCCUCUACAAACGAUUUGUAUAGUUUAUUUUAUGUACAAAGAAGUUGAAUGGUCUGCGUUAGUUGGAAUUGUAGCCGUAUUGAUAGUAAUGCCUUUGCAAAUGCUUUUUGGAGCGAGAACUUCAUAUCUCAGAAAAAAAGCAGGAGCUAGAACGGACGAAAGGGUUAGACAGAUGAAUGAAAUCAUACAGUCAAUACAAGUAAUAAAAAUGUACUCUUGGGAAAAUGCUUUUGCAGAUUUGAUAAGCAAGUUACGAAAAAACGAAUUACAAGUAUUAAUACAAACUUCGUAUAUCAGAGGUCUAAUAAUGUCAUUUAUUAUGUUCACAAGCAGGUCAGCUAUAUUUUUAACUAUAAUGGCGUUUAUAUUCCUGGGGAAUAAUAUCACAGCCGAUAAGACCUUCGUUAUAAUUUCGUACUACCAAAUUUUAAGACAAACCAUGACUGUGUAUUUCCCACAAGGAGUGGCUAUGGUCGCAGAAGCACUGGUAUCAGUAAAACGAAUAGAAGAAUUUAUGGCCACUGAAGAAACAACCGUAGGCGAUCCAAGUCCUAUCGACAAACAUUGGCAAUCGAAAUUAAACCUCCACACCACUAAACACCAAGUUCGCAAAAUAUUCUUUGACACAGACCCCACAAAAGAAGCUCAAAAUGCGAUUCAUAUUAUUCACGGAAUCGCAAAAUAUGGCGAGAACGUGUGCUUAGAUGAUAUCAACAUAGACAUACCCUCCGGACAGCUCGUGGCAGUAGUGGGGCCUGUUGGAGCUGGUAAAAGUUGCCUUUUGCACUUGAUUAUGGGAGAGUUACCUUUGUUUAGCGGAACGAUAGGUGUUGAAGGCGUUGUAUCAUAUGCUUCGCAGGAACCGUGGUUAUUUGCAGGUUCCGUUCGACAGAAUAUUCUCUUUGGCAGAGAAUUCAACUAUCAAAAAUAUAAACAAGUAGUUAAAGUUUGCGCUCUUAACAGAGAUUUCGGCAUUCUUCAGUUUGGAGACAGGACCAUUGUGGGCGAAAGAGGCGUUUCUUUGAGUGGAGGUCAAAGAGCUAGAGUGAAUCUUGCGCGAUGUGUUUAUAAAGAAGCCGACAUUUACCUCUUGGAUGAUCCUCUGUCUGCUGUUGAUAUUCAAGUCGGACAACAGUUGUUCGAAGGGUGUAUAAGAAGAUACCUGAAAGAUAAAAUAGUAGUACUAAUAACUCAUCAGUUACAAUAUCUAAAACGAGCCGAUCACAUCGUUAUAAUGAACGAAGGUGUAAUACAGUGUCAAGGAAGCUAUUCAGAGCUAAUGGGUAGAGAAGAUAUGCCGGUGUUUGCAACUGUUUUAAAAGAUGCAUCCUCUGCGGCUCCCAUAGAAGAAAAAGAAAUUGAAAAGUUGCUGAGAAACAUCUCUGUGACCAGUGCUGCAUUUCAAAGUAUGAUAGAUAUAGAAGGAAAAAAGAAACGUCCAUUUGUAAUACCCGAAAUAAGAACUUUUGGAUCAGUAGAUUUCUCCAACUACACCGAAUAUUUCGGUGCAGGCGCCAAUUGGUUGGGCGUAUUUUGCAUGAUAUUUUUGUUUUUAUUUGCACAGGUGGUAGCCAGUAGUGGUGAUUACUUCUUGUCCCAGUGGGUUAAUGUUGAGGAACUCAGAGAGUUUAAAGGUUCGGCCGAAUCGAUGAGAUUUUUUAAUCGUUUUUCCAGAUUAGAUUUUGUGAUCAUAUACAAUGUGUUAAUAGUGGGUACUAUUGUCGUAUCCAUCACAAGAUCUUUGGUAUACUACACAAUUUGCAUGAGGGCGUCACAAAGACUUCAUAACCGAAUGUUUGAAAGCAUAAUCCACGCCAAUAUGCUAUUUUUUAAUGUAAACUCAUCUGGAAGAAUUUUAAAUAGAUUUUCGAAAGAUUUAGGAGCCGUUGACGAAAUGUUGCCUAAUGCUUUUUGUGACACAACACAGCUUCUACUAAAUCUAAUCGGUGCCAUAAUUGUAGUGACUCUAAUAGAUUAUUUGCUUCUAAUUCCCACUGCGGUAAUCUUUGUUUCCUUUUAUUUGCUAAGAAGAGUAUACCUGCACACAAGUAGAAACGUUAAGCGACUGGAGGGAAUAACCCGAAGUCCAGUUUUUGCUCACUUGAACGCCACUCUGCAAGGUUUAACAACUAUUCGUUCGAACGGAGCUGAGAAGAUUUUGGUCGAAGAAUUCGACUAUUUGCAAGAUAUUCACAGCAGUGCUUGGUUUAUGUUUUUGUUUACGUCAAGAGCUUUUGGACUCUGGCUGGAUUUGAUUUGCACUCUGUUUAUUUUAUAUGUUACAUUUAACUUUGCAAUUUUUGAUCACAAACAUUAUGGUAGUGGAGUUGGAUUGGCCAUUACUCAGUGUAUAGGUCUGAGUGGAUUGGUACAAUGGGGCAUGCGUCAGUCAGCUGAAUUAGAGAACCAGAUGACGUCGGUGGAAAGAGUUUUGGAAUUCACUAGGAUUGAACAUGAACCUGACCUUGAAUCGACUCCUGAUAAAAAACCACCGCCGACGUGGCCAAAGCAUGGGAAAAUUGAAUUCAUUGAUACAACUAUGCGGUAUAGCAAGACAGGAGCAACGGUUUUGAAACAUUUGAAUUUCAUUAUCAAACCUAAAGAAAAAAUCGGAAUUGUUGGAAGAACUGGAGCAGGAAAGUCGUCUCUUAUAUCUACUAUCUUCAGGCUGCAACCAUAUGAAGGAAUUAUACUUAUUGAUAAUUUGGAUAUUAGCGUACCCGGUUUACACGACUUGAGAAGGAAAAUAUCUAUCAUCCCACAGGAACCAGUAAUUUUUUCUGGAACGCUUAGAUACAAUCUGGAUCCUUUUAAUGAAUAUUCGGACGAGCAGGUUUUUGCUGCUUUAUUAGAUGUGGAAAUAAAGAAUGCAAUCCAGAGCGGCAUAGAUUGUUUAAACGAUGUUAUGGCAGAAGGAGGUACCAAUUUAAGUGUAGGAUCUAGGCAAAUGGUUUGUUUAGCGAGAGCUAUUCUAAGAAACAACCGCAUCCUUGUACUAGAUGAAGCUACCGCUAAUGUGGACGCUCAAACAGAUAAAUUCAUCCAAACAACAAUUCGAACAAAAUUUGCCCACUGUACAGUGUUGACAAUUGCUCACAGGCUAAAUACUGUCAUGGAUUCCGAUAGACUUAUGGUUCUGGACAAUGGUAUUCUUAUUGAAUUUGACCAUCCGCAUAUCUUAUUACAAAAUAGAGAAGGAUUGCUUUCAGAAAUGGUUAAAAAAACAGGACCUGGUGUUUCAGACCAUUUAAAACUAGUUGCAAAAGAGAAUUACAGCCUAAAGCAGCAAAACGAAAUGAAAAAUAUUGUGGGAGAAGUAGUCCUGCAGGUUUUGGACCAAGUCUCUACGUAA